Messenger RNA from Beta vulgaris subsp. vulgaris (sugar beet), 1307 nucleotides. Its product is annotated as biotin carboxyl carrier protein of acetyl-CoA carboxylase, chloroplastic. NCBI's taxonomy places the organism in Eukaryota, Viridiplantae, Streptophyta, Magnoliopsida, Caryophyllales, Amaranthaceae. The record is from RefSeq and is a predicted model, not a curated record. The coding region runs from base 228 to 1058 and encodes 276 amino acids. Gene Ontology annotation, cellular component: acetyl-CoA carboxylase complex. Gene Ontology annotation, biological process: fatty acid biosynthetic process. Gene Ontology annotation, molecular function: acetyl-CoA carboxylase activity. The transcript has 7 exons.
CCAUCCUAGGAUGUACACAUAAAAUCAAACCACUUAAACAUCGGUAUUAUCGAAGCUCCAUGGGGUUUCUUCUUCGAUAUCAUCGAUUUCAUAAACAACAAACAACCACCAAAUCACUAACUACACAAAAAACACCCACUUCCCUAUUUCUUUCCUUUUUCCCUUCUCUCUAAAUUCAAUUACUUUGAUUUAAUUUACAAGAAUUAGAGAAGAAUCCCAACCCAAAAAUGGCGAUCUCAUUGCCAAAUUCUUCAUCUUCUGCUGUUUCUGAAACACCCACCUGCAGUUUUCUCCCUAUUCAACAAAACCAUCAUCAUUCCAUUUCUAAAAUCUCCUUCUCUUAUACUCCCAAGCUCAAAUUUGGCCUCUUUUCCCAGACUACUUCAAGCCGCAUUGUCGCCGUGAAGGCUCAACUAAACAAGGUUGCCUUAGAUAAUUCUAAUAAUGCUCCACCUACUCCACAAGCAAAACCUGCACCACCGGCUGAAGAAACGACAAACAAUGAGGUGUCAGGAGGAUCUUCCCCUACAGUGUCGGCUUCAGAAGAAUCAAUCUCUGAAUUUGUGAGCCAAGUUGCCAGUCUUGUCAAGCUUGUGGAUUCAAGAGACAUUGUAGAAUUGAAAUUAAAACAACUUGACUGUGAGAUAUUGAUUCGCAAGAAAGAAGCUGUUCAACAAACACAUAUUCCCAAUCCUGCACAUGUAAUUACAAUGCAAUCACCUCCUACAGUAGCACCUUCCCAAGCUCCUCAGUCUUCACCACCUACUUCUGCUCCGCCAUUACCGGCCCUGGCGCCUGUUGCCAAGCCAGCUAAGCCAUCACUUCCACCUUUCAACAGCCCUAUGUCAGGCACAUUCUAUCGCAGUCCGGCUCCUGGUGAGCCACCAUUUGUUAAGGUUGGAGAUAAAGUUCAGAAAGGCCAAGUCAUAUGCAUUAUUGAGGCCAUGAAGUUGAUGAAUGAAAUUGAGGCUGAUCAAUCUGGAACCGUAAUCGAUAUUCUUGCUCAAGAUGGGAAACCCAUCAGCAUCGAAUCGCCUCUACUUGUAAUCCAGCCUUAAACAGACAGUGGUUGCUGAAGCUGCAUCAAUUGACAUUAUAAUGACAGUUGAACAUCAACUAUGUUAAGAUGUAUUAGUAUUGUUUGAUGGUUAUAGUCUUUUACUAAUCUUUUAUUCUAUUUGCUAGGAAGUGGGAGUAAGGUUGUGAAGCCUUGCAAGUAUUUCUUCUAUGUAUUUUAUGAUAUUAUCUGUUGUGAAAUAAUGUUCCUGAUGCUAUUUUUUUCUUUUAGGUAAUUUUUCCUUUUUUUA